GAUUUCGCGAACUGACCCGCGGCGGCGGCGAGCGGUUAGUGCGUGUGCCAUUCCGCGCCGAGAAAUGGAAGCCGACGAGACGCGUCCGGUCUCCGUCACGAGAGCGAGCACGUUGCCGACGUCGCACGUAGUCGUAGCGCGCGAGCCCGUCGCGGUGACAGCUGUGCACGUACGAAGCGUUUGAAGUUUUGUUAUGACAAAGAACGUACCGCCGGGCACGACCGGUCGCCGACCAGCCGCGUAUCCGGAGGAAGAGAAACCGUUGCUGUCGUUAUUAUUAUUGCCGUCGCCGUCGUCGUUGUCGUUGUUGUCGUCAUUGUCACCUUCGUCGCUUUCGUCGUCGUAAACCGUCCCGGGCGCGCGUCGCGACGAAAAGUGGUAUAUAUUUGGUUCUUUGUGAGGAGGAGAGUCGCCGGGCCCUGACACACGGCGAGGGAUUAGUUCGACGCGGAUUCGAAGGUCGCCGCCGAGGGAGGAGCGAUCGCGCGAAGAUGUGGUGCCUCGUCAGCCAGGCCAAUUCCGUCAUCCUCGAGGUGCAGGUCGACCCGAAGGCCAUCGGCCAGGAGUGUCUCGAGAAGGCCUGCGACUGCCUGGGAGUCAGCAAGGAGUGCGAUUACUUCGGGCUGAAGUACCAAAAUGCGAAGGGCGAGGAGCUCUGGCUGAACCUGAGGAACCCCAUAGAGCGGCAGACCGGCGGCGGCGUGGCGCCUCUAAGAUUCGCUCUGAGGGUUAAGUUUUGGGUGCCGCCUCACCUGUUGCUGCAGGAAGCCACCAGGCACCAGUUCUACCUGCACUCCCGCCUCGAGCUGGUUGAGAGUAGGCUGAAGGUCGCGGAUUGGGGCUCCGUCGCUCGUCUGGUCGCGCUGAUAGCGCAAGCCGACGGAGGUGACUACGAUGCGCUGUCACCGCCGCACGCGCUCUACUCCCAAUGCUGUCACAUACAACCCGCGGACUCCUGCGGCCCGAAACCGCAAGACUUCCUGCUACGGAUAGUGCAGCAGCACAAGGAAAUCAAGGGAAUGAAAGCGUCGACCGCUGAAUAUUGGCUCUUGAAAGAGAUAUCAAACCUCGACGCAUUCGGACAGGAAAUGUUUCACAGUAAAUUUGGAUACAACGGAGUGUCUAUGAUCGGCGUUGGUCCGCACGGAAUCACGGUCUACCGCAAUCAGGACGAGGAGACACAAAAUAUACCGUAUACAGCUAUACAAAGCGCCACGUCCCAACGGCGAAUGUUCCACUUGGUUUAUCUCUCACUUGACGACGAGGAGACGUCGCUGGACUUUAAAUUAGACUCCAGCCAAUCCGCCAGCGGACUUUAUAGAGCGAUCACCGAGAAACAUGCGUUCUACAGCUGCGAGACAGUCAGGAGCGCGGUCACCGCGCAGUUCAUCCGCGAUUUAAAGGGGACAAUAAUUUCCAUUUUCAACGAGGACUCGACCCUGGGUAAGAAAUACGUGUUUGACAUACGCAGGACCUGCCGGGAGGUAUACGACAAUGCGCGGCGUGCGCUUUAUUGCGAGGCGGCGACCAUAGCUCUGCCGGAGGAGAACGAGAUCCUCGACAGGCACGCCUGCGGGGAGUGCGAGAAUCCUAAGUGCAAGGAAUCUCGGGAAUGCCUGGCGAGAUUGCUGGACGCUAUGCUCUGCCGGAUCUGCAUGGACCGUAGCCUGGACACGGCCCUGUUUCCCUGCGGACACGCCGUUGCCUGUCUGGACUGCGCCCGUCGCUGCGAGCGUUGCCCGUUAUGCCGGGCCGACAUCGAUUACUGCCGAACGAUAUACCUCCCAAUCGAGCUGACGCACAUCGACAAGCAUAAUCCGAAACUGCUGUCCGAGACAAUCGAGCCUGUGUUCAGCAAGCCGCUGACGGAGGAGAUAAAAGAUAAGAGGAUUUUGGACAGCGAGGCGUCGGUGAACAGUAACAUUUGAGAGCGUCGAGUCAGACGUAGACUCGGUGCGUUCGAAAGGUUCUUCAGGAUUGUCACUUGCCGCGCGGGAAGGGCGUACUGAGAUACGAGUGCGAAGCACUUUUCUAUUUACCCGUCGAACGGCCGACCGAAUGUUCGAAAUUCGACGUUCGUUGGAUCGUGUUCAGCGUUGAUGUUCAUUGAGCUUCAUCCGAUUUCUUGAAUCUUUUAUUUUGCGCGAUGACUUCAGUUACGUAUUUUAUUAUUAUUUGAUGUUAUUUCGGUGUUUUCCUGCUUUUUUUUUAUAUUAGUUUAUCCUUUUAAUUUAUCAAGAAAUGAUAUCUAUAUUCGUAGGAUUCUAUAUUAUUAUAAUCUUUUUUUUUUUUUUUUUUUUUUUUACAGAAUGAUUUUAUUGUUACCAAUAUAAUGGUUACUUACUCCGACAUUAUUGUCGAAAUUAUUUUUAUUUUGAAAUUAUUAUGAAAUUAUUUUUGAAAUUAUGGAACAUUGUUUUAUAUGCAGAACUACGUAUCUUGACAUCUCGGUUGCUCCUUCAGUAAAAAUUAGUAAAACUUACGAAAAGUUGUUUUCCAGAAAUAAUUUUUAUUAAAUGAUUAACAAACGGGAUGAAUGGAAAUACUGAAACUGAGAAAUGAUUUGAUGGUACUGUGAUUAAAGAUGAUAUUGUUGAAAAGGCAGGAGAUACGGGGGUAGCGUAGGUGUGUAAACUCCGAGCGAGAGGGAGCCAUGGGAUUGCAUCAUUAUGACUACAUAUUCGUAACGGUGUUACAAAAUAGUCCCUUUAAUCGAGCGGCCGAAAAGUGCUAUUAGCAGCAUGAAUCUAACGAGAAACAGUGCUGCCGAACGUGCGCGAACAAAGAAUAUAAUCUAUAUUAUACCAAGAUUCAAAAGCACUUGGGGUAUAAAAUUUUUAUUUUCAACUGAUGAUCGGACCAAUUUUUUCCUUGUUAUUUCAUGAUCUUUCUCAAUGCUUCUGUGUUCCUCUUAGAUAGAUACGCUUCUUUUUGGUCUUAUGUUUUACUCUGAUCUAGAUAGCACUUGCAGGUUAUACAUACACAUUGGGUCGAGAACUUUUAUCGGAAUCGGUGACCCAGCAUAUUUUUACUACAACAUUCGUUAUUCAUUACGCAUAUGCGGUAUCGUUUACAAAACAACUGCUACAAUAUAGCCGCUUCUAACGGAUGUUUCGAUAGAAUGAAAUUCAAAUUGUGUCGAUAUAUUUACAUUAGUUAUGCCGUUUACAUACGAUUUACGAUGGACUUAGAGAGGUAUUAUGUAUUGCAUUAUCACUUUAACUUAAACAAGUAGAUUGUAGUGAUAAAGGCAACACAAUACAGACAUUACGUUUAGAUAUAUAUACAUAUAUUGUGGAUCUAUUUUUAUCACACACGUAAGUAGAAUUAAAUAUAUGUAAUCAUUACAGAGUUGUUAGCCAAAAACGAAUUCGCUGCGAAUCUUAUAUCUUACUCUUCCUUUUUUUUUUUAUUGAAGCAUCCUAUAUGAAGAAGGAAACUUUAUUACCAUAAUAUCUGUUUAUAUAUGUACAUAAGAAAUGAGAUAACCCGCAGCAGUAGGGUCAAGUGAGUAAAAGUCAUGAGUUCACCAAAUGUCAAAUCUGUUUUAAUAUACUACGCGCAUACGUCACUCUUUGAGUAAGUCAUAAUAAAAGCGAAACGAGUUAAUUGCCUGUGUGCUUUGCACCUAAAAGAUAAAAUCGUAGAGUAUAAAGUCAAUGGCAUUUUGUGUCUGAGAAAACACAAGGGAAAACCAGUCCUGAAUAAAAAUAAUACGUACUCCCGCCGUGCAUCUUGAACUAGUUAUUUUUAAAAAUUUGGAGCGUUAACCUUUCUUUUCAUUUUCGAUCAGCGAGAGAAAUUUGAAUAUUAGCAAAAUACGAAAAGAUAACCUCUGGUGAAUUAUUUCUAAUAAUCAGUUCUAUUGAACUUUGUAUGAGUGACGAAAGUGAUAGAGAGAAAGAGAGAGAGAGUAAAACAGAGAAAGAAAGACAGAGAAUGCAAAAAGUAAUGAUCGUUAUAGUCAUUUAUCAAUGCAAAGCCGACUUAGUUUGUAAUUAUUUGUAAGAAGAGAUGAUAAUAUUGUAUUUACACGCCGCUAUAUUUAAUGCCCUUCGAGAGACUCCCCUUCAGCUACAGUGUAGCCCUCUUUCAAUUCAGACAAAAAAAAAAGAUGUAGAUUUAGCUGUAUUCUAUAUUAUCAUGAGACGCACUUUGCGAAUUUCCAGAACGUCGAUUUGUUAGCGAAGCUACACUGUAUCUGCAAGAUCGGAAUAUCGUUUUGAGUGAUCUAUUCUUCUUUCUUUUUACGAGACAUUAACGCGAGCGUCAAUACAUGUGUAAAAAUAUAUGUUAAGUUAAAAUGCGCGAUUAAAAUGCAACUCAAUGCAAUCCUGCAAUAGGCAACUGCUGCGUGCGCCAAGAUGAAAAUAUUUCUGUCGCGAAAUAUCGCCGUAACUGCCGUGGGAUAAUCUCGAAUGAUGAUAAUUAACUUUAGAAACGAUCGUUGUAAUUGUAUGAUCGAUUACGUUGUAUGAAAUAUAGUCGUCUGCGGCGAAUGUGAAAAACAGAAAUAACUUUGUACCAUUACUGCGUGUCGAUUGCUGUAAGAUUAUUAAUAAUGAUGACAACAAUAACGCUACUAUUACACAUUACGAAUAAUAAUUUCUUGUGAUUUUAAAUCUCUGUAUAAAACGUAUAAGAAAAAAAAAUAAUUCAAAAUAUUGUAGCUAAUAGAUCUGUAUGGUAGGGAUGAAAAUGAUCCGAUAGAAUGAAAGAAAGAGAAAGAAAGUAUGUGUGUGUAUGUGUGUGUGUGUGUCUGUAUUUCUAAAAAUUAUCAUUUGCAAAGAGUAUUUUUAAAGUAUUUCCAAUUAUUUUUUAGUAUUAUAUAUCAAAAUUUUUCCACCCGAUGCGUGAGACGGUGGAGAAAUGCGCGCGUACAUAUGGAAUUACCACUUACGAGAUGUAAAUUUUAGCGUUCAAAUACGAUGUUCCAAUCUGUUGAUUAAAUACCGUGAAACAUUGA
Wasmannia auropunctata (little fire ant) is the source of this 4966-nucleotide messenger RNA. It is a transcript of the gene dnr1, whose product is annotated as E3 ubiquitin-protein ligase MYLIP. The transcript is spliced from 7 exons. Gene Ontology annotation, molecular function: ubiquitin-protein transferase activity. Gene Ontology annotation, cellular component: cytoskeleton. Gene Ontology annotation, biological process: ubiquitin-dependent protein catabolic process. Bases 492 to 1928 code for a protein of 478 amino acids. The record is from RefSeq and is a predicted model, not a curated record. NCBI's taxonomy places the organism in Eukaryota, Metazoa, Arthropoda, Insecta, Hymenoptera, Formicidae.